GCCUUCUCUUCCCCGCCUCCAUUCGCAUCUCGCCCCCAAAACCCUAACCCUAGUUCCCCGGCGGCGAGCGAAGAUGACGACGAGGUUCAAGAAGAACAGGAAGAAGAGAGGCCACGUUAGCGCCGGCCAUGGCCGUAUCGGCAAGCACCGGAAGCAUCCCGGUGGGCGUGGUAACGCUGGAGGUAUGCACCAUCACCGUAUUCUCUUUGACAAGUAUCAUCCUGGGUACUUCGGCAAGGUCGGUAUGCGCUACUUCCACCGUCUUCGCAACAAGUUCCACCGGCCUAUCCUCAACCUUGACCGCAUCUGGUCCCUCGUCCCGGAGGAUGUCGCUGCUAAGGCCGAUGCAUCGUCAGGAUCGGUUCCGUUGGUGGAUGUCACCCAGUUUGGCUACUUCAAGGUGCUAGGCAAGGGGCAGCUGCCGGAGGGGAAGUCUGUGAUCGUGAAGGCGAAGCUUGUGUCGAAGAUCGCGGAGAAGAAGAUCAAGGAAGCUGGUGGCGCGGUCGUUCUCACUGCUUGAUCUGCUGAUCAUGAGAGAAGGUUCAAGCUUUCACUUUUUGUUUGAUCUCUUGAAAUUAGUUGUUAAAGACUUGUUGGAUUUUAUAUCUUGCUUUUUAGCAUUCUUGUUUCGGAUUUAUGUGUUAAAGCUAUCGAUUUCUGGUUUAGAGUACUCUGAUGGAAUACCAUGUUCAUUGAUCAUGAGAAAUUAUAAGUUUGUGGCAUUGAUUGCUA
This is a messenger RNA of Dioscorea cayenensis subsp. rotundata (Guinea yam), 732 nucleotides long. Its product is annotated as 60S ribosomal protein L27a-3-like. The transcript has a single exon. Gene Ontology annotation, cellular component: cytosolic large ribosomal subunit; ribosome. The coding region runs from base 74 to 520 and encodes 148 amino acids. Gene Ontology annotation, biological process: translation. The record is from RefSeq and is a predicted model, not a curated record. NCBI's taxonomy places the organism in Eukaryota, Viridiplantae, Streptophyta, Magnoliopsida, Dioscoreales, Dioscoreaceae. Gene Ontology annotation, molecular function: structural constituent of ribosome.